Fundulus heteroclitus (mummichog) is the source of this 4429-nucleotide messenger RNA. RefSeq names its product 1-phosphatidylinositol 4,5-bisphosphate phosphodiesterase epsilon-1-like. Bases 1 to 4062 code for a protein of 1353 amino acids. Gene Ontology annotation, molecular function: phosphatidylinositol-4,5-bisphosphate phospholipase C activity. Gene Ontology annotation, biological process: phosphatidylinositol-mediated signaling; lipid metabolic process. The record is from RefSeq and is a predicted model, not a curated record. Lineage: Eukaryota; Metazoa; Chordata; Actinopteri; Cyprinodontiformes; Fundulidae. The transcript is spliced from 4 exons.
AUGAAGUUCUUCCAGAGGAUCCUCCUAAAGUCCUUCAACGAUGCCAUCCCUGCUGGGCUGGACAGCCUGCAGUUUGCCUACAGGGAGAAUCUCUCCAGAGAGGACUCUGUAUUGUUUGCACUUCAUUCAGCUCUGACCCAUUUGCAGCAGCUCAACACCAUUAAUGAGACCAACUACAGAGAUGAGGUCAGCAAUCUGACCCAGUGGUACUCCAGGAACAACCUGAUCCUGAACCAGAGGAAGAUCAAGAAGGAUGAGAACAUCUUCAUCCCUGAAAGACUGACCGCUGGUCUGCAGCUGGUGAGCGCAACCAGGAAACUGAAGAAGUUUCCCGACCAAAGACUGCAGUGGCUGAGGAGGCAGUAUGUUAGCUUGUAUCAGGAGGACGGCAGGUACGAAGGUCCCACAUUAGCUCAGGCCAUUGAGCUGUUUGGUGGGAGGAGGUGGAACAUGGGGACAGGUGCUGUAGAGAAGCAAAGUAAUCAGAAAAACAGCCCACUCAGCAUCAAUGACAAGUCCAAGAAGAAAAAGAAGGCUCUUGUAAGGGGAGACAGCGGGGAUGCCACUGACGAUGAGAUGGUUUCCAGGAAGACACGGAGCUGUAAGGAAGGUCUAUACCGAAACGGUCCUGAGUCCGACAGCGUCGACCAAGAAGAUCCAGAUGACAGCUUCCCAGGACCUUUCUCCCUAUCAUCCAACAAGAGCUCUGGGUUGCUAGCCUCUUCCUCUUCAUCGUCCUCUUCCUCCAGCAUGGCCGGGUCCAACCACUCCCGUCCACAAUCCUCUCCGAUCCUGUCAGGAACCUCCAAGUCACAGCCAGGGGCCUGGAGCAGCAGAUCGUGGCACGGCCGAGGUAAAGGCUGCUUCAGGGGCUUCCAGAAUCUCAUGAUUUCUGACAGCACCAUGAGCUUCAUUGAGUUUGUUGAGCUCUUCAAGUCAUUCAGCAUCCGAAGCAGGAAGGACCUGCAAGGGCUGUUUGACACCUUCGCUGUGCCCUGCAGUCGCUCGGGUCCAGAAUCCUCCCCUCUCUACACCAACCUCAAGAUAGAUGACAAAGACACAGGGCUACAGCCAGACCUCGACUUAUUAACCCGGAAUGGAUCUGAUCUGGGCCUGUUUAUCCGGACGAGGCAGCUGAUGUCAGACAACCAGAAGCAGAUCUCGGAUGCAAUCGCGGCAGCCAGCAUUGUGACGAACGGUACAGGGGUGGAGAACGCAUCGCUCGGCGUUUUGGGAUUGGCUAUUCCGCAGCUUAAUGACUUUUUAGUGAACUGUCAGAGAGAGCACCUGAGCUUUGACGAGAUUCUCAGCAUUAUACAGAAGUUUGAGCCCUCAAUGUUAAUGAGACAAAUGGGAUGGAUGUCAUUUGAAGGUUUUGCAAGGUUCUUGAUGGACAAAGACAACUUUGCUUCUCGUAAUGAGGAAUCUCUGAUGAAUCCAGAUGAGCUGCAGCACCCUCUGUCGUAUUACUACAUUGAGUCUUCUCACAACACCUACCUGACAGGUCAUCAGCUCAAAGGGGAGUCCUCCGUUGAGCUUUACAGUCAUGUCCUGCUUCAAGGCUGUAGGAGUGUGGAGUUGGAUUGCUGGGAUGGAGAUGACGGCAUGCCAGUCAUUUACCAUGGACACACACUCACCACUAAAAUUCCCUUUAAGGACGUGGUGGAAGCCAUCAAUCGGUCUGCAUUUGUCAACUCUGACAUGCCGGUCAUACUGUCCAUAGAGAACCACUGCUCCCUUCUGCAACAACGUAAGAUGGCUGAAAUAUUCAAGACCGUGUUUGGAGAACGUCUCGUGACUCGUUUCCUGUUUGAGGGCGACUUCAGCGAUGACCCUCACCUGCCAUCCCCGCUGCAGCUGCGUGGGAAGAUCCUCCUCAAGAACAAGAAGCUCAAAGCCCAUCAGGCACCGGUGGACAUCCUCAAACAGAAGGCUCACCAGCUGGCAUACAUGCAAGCCCAGGCGAGCAACGGAUCACCAGGAGUUUCUUCCUCUAACAACCACGCCAACGAGGAGGAGGAGGAGGAAGAAAAUGAAUACGACUAUGAUUACGAGUCUCUAUCAGAUGAUAACAUCCUGGAUGACAAACCUGAUGGUAAGAGCCCGGGAGACAAAGAGGAGCCAAGUGUCGAUGAAAUACCCAAGAGAAAAAACAUGAUGCAGAGCAAAGGAAAGGUGUUUGACAUGGAGCUGGGUGAGGAGUUUUACCUUCCUCAGAACAAGAAGGAGAGCCGACAGAUCGCCCAGGAGCUCUCUGACCUCAUCAUCUACUGCCAGGCUGUAAAAUUUCCUGGUCUCUCUACAUUGUCUCCGUCUGGCUCCGGUAGAGGGAAGGACCGGGGAAAGAGCAGGAAGUCCAUAUUUGGAACGGCUCCUUCUCGCUGCGGCACAACGGGGGAGGUGACAGCUCAGAACCGCACCCCAGGAAAAGUUGGCUCCGAACGACACAGCUGGGAGGAACAGCAGACGUCACCCGUCCUCAGCACCCCCACGUCGCUCAGCGCCAUCAUCCGCACACCCAAAUGCUACCACAUCUCAUCCGUCAACGAGAACGCAGCCAAGCGCCUGUGCCGGCGCUACUCUCAGAAGCUGAUCCAGCACACGGAGUGCCAGCUGCUCAGGAUGUAUCCAGCAGCGACCAGGAUCGACUCCACGAAUCCCAACCCUCUGCUCUUCUGGCUGCAUGGAAUCCAGCUGGUGGCGCUCAACUACCAGACAGACGACCUGCCUAUGCAGUUAAACACGGCGUUGUUCGAGGCUAACGGCUGCUGUGGCUACGUUCUGAAACCUGCUGUGCUUUGGGACCGCAGCUGUCCACUUUAUCAGCAGUUCUGUCCGAUGGAGAGAGAUCUGGAGAAAAUGAGCCCGGCAGCAUAUUCCCUCACACUUAUUUCUGGACAGAACGUUUGUCCGGGGAACACCUCCGGCAGCCCCUGCAUCGAGGUGGACGUUCUGGGAAUGUCGGUGGACACCUACCACUUCCGUACCAAACCCAUCCACCGCAACACCCUCAACCCGAUGUGGAGCGAGCGCUUUCCGUUCACCGUGCAUUUCGAGGAGAUGUGUUUCCUGCGACUGGCCGUGGUGGAGAACAACAGCUCCCAGAUCACUGCUCAGAGGAUUCUGCCUCUGAAAGCCCUCAAACCAGGUUACAGACACGUUCAGCUGAGAACGCAGCACAAUGAACCUCUUGAAGUGUCCAGCUUAUUUAUCUACAGCCACAGAACCGAGGAGGGUCCCACAGGGGGUGCCACUCCCUCAUCUUUGCUCCUCAGCUCAGAGGAGAAGCGUGCUUCGGAGCAGCACAGAGUGACGGUGCAUGGAGCUCCUGGUCCAGAACCCUUCAAAGUCUUCUCUGUCACAGAGCAGACCACCGCCAAACAGCUGCUGGACAUGGUGGUAGCAUCUGGAGGCAAUGCCUUAGAGUACUUAUUGUGUGAGGAGAAAGUCCCCUUGCUGAAGGAGCGCAGUGAGGUGAAACGCUGUGCUCAGUAUCGCGCUCUUGCUCCUGAGGAGGAGGUGGUACGGCUCGUCAGCUGCUGGGACGCCGAGGACGGAUACGUGGGGAGAAUCUGCCUCAAGACAAGAGAGGAGAACCUAAAUGACAAAAACACUGUCCUGGACCGAGAGGAGGAGGCAACGGUGGGGGGCAAAGAAGGAGCAGGAGGUGGCGGGAGCGCUGGAGGAGAGGAUGAGAUGUUCUUAGUCCAGGUCCACAAAGUUUCCCCAGAACAGCCUCACACUGUGAUCAAAGCGCCGCGCUACAGCACGGCUCAGGACAUCAUCCAGCAGACUCUGUCAAAGGCAAAGUAUUCCUACAGUAUUCCGUGCAAUCCCAAGCCCUGUGACUACGUGCUGGUGGAGGAGGUCGCCAGGGACGCUGGUUCAAAGAAGUCCUCCGCCACCAAGCCUCUCCAGCGCGUGCUGCUGGACCAUGAGUGCGUCUACCAAGCUCAGAACCGCUGGCGGGGCGCUGGAAAGUUUAUUCUUAGACUCAAAGAGCAGGUAGCUCUAAACACAAUAGUAUAUUUACAAAACGAUAGACUUUUUAUAGUUUUUUAGCUUUUUAUUGUGUAUGUUAAAGUUGUGUUUCUGUCUUCAGUGUUGCUGUUUUGUCAUAGAAAACAAUGUGCCGCUGCUACAUGUGUGCUUCAUCCUUGUGCAUCUUGCUCUAACAUCUACUGCUCAUGCCUUAUUAUGCUGUUAUUAAGUUUUAAUAUUAAUAACGGCUUUUGUGUACCCGUCGCUGCUGCCUUUGACAUCGCCAUCUUGUUCGUUCUCUGCUUUUUUGGGCUUUUUUUUGUGAUUCACCGUGCACUUUUUAAGCUUGUUAACCGCCUUUUUAUUUGUCUUGCUGUAAUUUAUUUAUCAUUAUUUUAAAUUGGACACAUUUUCCUGUGAAGCUCUGGAAAUAAUGCUUGCUGAAUAA